AAGAAAAAAAAAUAUAAUCGUAUUUCGUUGUAACGUUAUACGGAUUAUUUAUAUGCGGAAUUGAAAAUUUCCGUCCGAUUUCGAAGAAGUCGUCACGGUAAUAAGUAUCGCGAGAAGAGAAAUUCUGACCAGAAUUACGAAAGUACGUGGAAGGGAAAGGAUAAGAACGCGUACAAGAGCGUCGAACCUUCCCGAAAUAUGUAUUUCGGCAACGAUGUGGUGUUCAAGAGGAACGUCAACUUCGACGAUUUCGAUACAUUUCAAAAUGGGUAACCAUUUUUGAGAAACCUUUCUUUUUUUUCUCUUUGCCGCCCCUACGAUGCCCCCGAAUACACCAAUGUAUCCCCGAUCCCUGAUUUUUUUUUCCUUUUUCUUCCUAACCCGUUAACAUAUUUCUCCUCUUUGGCAGAUUGAACAAGAAAGAUAUUCAUCCCUCUUCCGACUACGACAAAGACACGGCGGGCGAACAAGUUCCGAAAGAUUGGACGAAAUCGAAGGAUCUUUGUUCUCUCAACGAUUGGUUGAACUUCAACAAGAAUCUCGGAGGGAAACGGGAGAAAUCGGGGAAUCAAAUGAUCCACGAAUGCGAAACUAUUCAAAAAAAUAGAUUCAGUACGAUUUAAUAAUUUCCCGUAACAACCGUUUUCUUUCUCUCUCUCUCUUUUUUCUUAGAAACUUUUUUUCUCUAACAUCUCGAUCGAGAAACGCGCUGAUGGAAGGAAACGAUAUAUUGAAUAGAUGCCUUGAGCCCCGACAAGACGAAAGGGGAUACCAAGUUUAACGUGAGAAAUCAACGAGACGAAGCGCGGAAGAAAGAGGCGCCGUCGCUCGAAUCGUUGAAAGAGACUAUAUUAGAAUUGAAGAAAAAUCUCAAGGAGGCGGACAAAAAGCAACACGACAAUUUAAAAAAUGAGGAGGAUAUCGAGGAGAACGAGAACGACAAGUUGGAGCACAAAGAUCGGACGACUCGCGCAAAGAACAAGCAUCGGAAGACCGAGAAUGACGAUGACGUCAAUUGGUGGGAGAGUUCGAACGGAAUGGAAAAGUUCGACUUGAAAAAGCGGGAACAGCAGGACUCGCAACAGGAGGAGAACGCGAAUGAGAAGAACUCCCGCGUCAAAGUGUGGAGGACGAAGAGGACCGAGGUCAAUAACAACAACAACGAGGAAGAGGACGGUAACGCGAAACUGUUUCACAGAUCGGGGUUUGGGGACCCGUACCUUGAGGAGAAGGAGAGGGAAAAUCUGGCCAAAGAGAUCCACGACCGAAAGAGGCGUAGCAAGGGGACGCCUGGCUCGGACGAGAAGUGUUACGUGAACGAGGCGCAGAACGAGAAGGGCGCCAAGGCGUUGAACGAAGAGAAGAGUCCGUCGAGGGUGUCGACGAAGGCGGGCAACGUCGAAGAGGAGGCGAGCGCGUUGGAGAGGAUCGGGGCCAACGAGUUGCGGGCGGACGACGCUUUCGGGAUGGAGAGCAAAUUGACGAGCGACGCGGGGGAGAAGGGGGCCGCGGAUGCCAAGGCGGGGGCGAGGGAGGCGCGAAAGGACGAGGGGAAGAGCGCGGUCGGAAAGGUGGUUGGCAAUUACCAGCAACAAUCGGCCGUUACGCAGGGGAAAUCGGUCGGCGCGGAGGGCAAGUUGACGAAGGAAGGAAAAGUGAAUCUCGGGGAGGGGGGCUCGUCGCAAGUCGCGGAAUCUGUGGCGAACGGGUUGCCAGUCGUUGGCGCCGGUGUUGCGUCCGCUGCCGCCGUUUCUUCCUCUUCCUCCUCCUCCUCCUCUUCUUCCUCUUCUCCCUCUUCCUCGUUGAUGAGCGAGAGCCCGAUCUCUUCCCCGAGCGAGGGCAAGGAAAAGAAGGAAAUGGCCCGCGGGGCGAAGGAGCAAGAAAAAGCGGCGGCAACCGAGCAGGGGAAAAGGUCGGCGACGGGGGACGGGUCGGGGAACGUGAACCUGCACCUCGAGUCGGAGAACAAAAAUUUGAUCCAGUACAGCAACGAGAACAUGAAGGAGGGCAAGCGGCAGGCGCCGUUCAUGCUGGACAUGUUCAACGUGAAGAAGACGUUGCUCGAGAAGGAGGAUAAACCGGGCAAAUCCAUUUCCACGAUAUUCGACAUGAAGCUGGCCAAGGCGGAGGUGGACACGGCCGCCGUGAAGGAAUGCGCGAAAAGGGGGGGGAACGAGAAAGAGGUGGAGAUCCCGAUUACCAACGGGGUGCUCGAAUUCGAGGGGAAUAAAGUUAAGGAAGCGCCGCCGUACGGCGAAGACACGGCGGGCCUCGCGCUACCCUCCAACAUCAUGGAGAGGAACAUCGUGGAUGAGAAACGGGGCAAGAACUCGGCGGAGGAGUUGGACAAAAGGCAAUCGGGACAAAGCGCGAUCGACGAGCGAGACGGGAUUCGCAAUUGGUUGGAGGAUCGAGUGGACGCGGACCCGAAUAAUCGAGGUAUGGCGGAGAAACGCGAGAGCGGGAACGGAGCCGGGAAGGGGGCCGGGAAAUUUAAGAACGAGGAGGAGUGUUCGUCGGGCGAGAACGCGGAUAAUAAUUUCGCGGACGAUAAAAGCCGCGGGGACGUGGCCGGGAAGGAGUUGAAUUCGGUGGCGGGCAAGAGCCAGGAAUCGCAAGCAGUGGCGAGCGGCGAGAAAGGGAAGGCGGGCAACAACGGCGAGGUCGACGGCGAGAGGAAACGGAAGAAGAAAUAUCAGGGGGGGGCGUUCGUUGCCGUCGGGAAUCAGUUGAACGAUCAAAUGACGAGCGACAGAUACGGGCAGAGGAAAAUCCUUCAAUACAUGGAAUAUUCCAACGACGAAGUGGAGGAGGCUGAUAUGAAUUACAACGACAAGGAGGAGGAGGAGAAUCAGCGACAAUCGGUCAAUGCAGAGAAAAACGAUAUAUCAGCGCGUAGGAAAGAAAGAGCGGUCAGCGAUAAAAAGAAAGCGAAAGUAAAUGUGAUGAUAAAAAGCAAGAUGAGCAAAAGAAAGAAAACGGAAAAGAGUAGGAAAAGGCGUAAUCCGAACGUAAUCGAGUAUUACGAAUACGAUAACGAUAUGGAUCAAGAGAACGACGAAUUGUCACCGUCCAACGAACAAGAACGAGUGAAAAAUAAUUAUCAAGACAAAAACCCUAUAGAAUUUGAUGCGGGACUUGGUAAUGAUGCGUGCACUUCUCCAUCCUCGAAAACCUAACGUGAAAAACUGCUAAAAAUCAUAGCGUAGUAAAGUUCCGUCAAAUUUUGUAUCGCAACCUGUUUCAAGUUCAUCUCCCUCCCGUUCGAUGCCUCCAGGUUAGGUGAAACUCGUACGAGAAAACUCACAUCUGUUUUCAAUCGUAGUGGAAUACGAGGAAGAGAAAGAGUGUGUACCACCCAAAACGGACAAGAAGGUGGACUUGCACGAAAUAGAAAUGGAAAAAAAGGAACGGGAGCAGGAAAGGAAGAAGAAACCUACGGAGCAAUUCCUGAGUCCAAGUGGAAAAAAUAUAACUAAGAAGAAUAGCGCAUCGAUAUUGUCCACCAAAGUUAAAUUUGCGGAUGAGGAGGGAUCGUCCAACAGCGGGCAACAAGCGGGAUCAAGGUGAAGGCAACGUGAACACCAUUAGUCGCGAGAGGUCAGUGGUAAAAAAAUUCACGAGCGAAAUGAAAAAAAAACAAAAAAAAAAAAAACAAAAAAAAAUAAAAAACAAAAAAAUCUAAUCAAACGGAUGACACUGACCUACGUGAUCGUUGUAUUAGUGGUUACACACGUACACGUUCGAGAAACGUUCCAGAACACCGAAUGAUCCUAGUUUAUUAACAGGUUAAAAGAGCCGGUCGAGGAGAACGAGGAAACGUUUCUAGAUAACGAAGUGAACGAGAUGGUAUUAGACCCUGCCAAAUAUAUUCUCAAGAUGGAUAAGAACCUAGAUGUCGGGAUAAUAGACGAUAUAUUCGAGGAUAUCCAAUCUAUGGACGAAAAGUAACCACAUUUCUCUCUCUCUCUCUCCGCUCUAACGUUCGUUUUCUUCUAAACUCGUUAAACUCGUGAAAAUCAUCUAAAUGAUCCCUAUAUAAUCUGUCCUUUGAGCAGAAAAGAAAAGAUUCCUAACAGCAUGGAACCAUUGUACGAAGAGUUGAAAAAGAUAUACGAUUGGAACGAGGAGGAGAGCAAGAGCAAGCCUCGAAUCAAGGGAGAUCAGAGAAUGUUCUACGGGACCAACGAUAAACUAGAUCCGAACGUGAUCGAACAGAAAGAUCAAUUGGAAUCGCCGGAAAUCCACGCCGAUUCAUCUGGAACGUAUGGUAAUAACAAUGAUAAUGAUAAUAGUAAUGAUAAUAAUAAUAAUAAAAAAAAGAAAAACCCGCUUGAAUGAAUCAUUUCCGUUUCGACCAUCGUCAAUUUUACCGUACAGCUUCUAGCCCCAAUCUAUUCCUCCCUAUUUCCCUACUCGUUUACGAUGGAUCGGAACAAUCUAAAAUUGGUGAGAAUAAUUCACCGGUCGUAUCAUCUGGCGAGCCCAUUGCGAGGAACAACGUUUCCCAAAGUAAUUAUUUAGCUCUUAAAAGCACGGACGAUAUGUUUAAAGGUGGGCCGGAGCAAAGCCUUAACAGCACCGACGAAAAAUUACAAGGACUUGGUGUUAUCGGUAAAGUUGUUGAGUGGAAAACGCAAAAGGUAAAAGAAAAAAGAAAAAAAGAAAAAAAAAAAAA
Molecule: messenger RNA, 4678 nt
Organism: Apis mellifera (honey bee)
Lineage: Eukaryota; Metazoa; Arthropoda; Insecta; Hymenoptera; Apidae
Exons: 3
Coding region: 1038-3179 (713 amino acids)
Source: RefSeq, a predicted model, not a curated record